AUGAGUAGUAAAGGUCCACGAAUUGCCACAAGAGAUGCUAGGCCGAUCAACUUUGGGACUGUCCAUGUGGUUGCUCAACUUUUGAAUUUCACAACUCCGGCAAUUGACAUUGGCCACCAGCACAUUCGUCUUUUGAGAGCUUCGAUCACGCUUCUCCUCCCCUCUUUACCUCUUCGCUGGAAUAUAUAA
This is a messenger RNA of Ilex paraguariensis (yerba mate), 189 nucleotides long. Lineage: Eukaryota; Viridiplantae; Streptophyta; Magnoliopsida; Aquifoliales; Aquifoliaceae. The record is from the annotation of a GenBank genome assembly.